This is a messenger RNA of Colletotrichum paranaense, 1773 nucleotides long. Its product is annotated as ent-kaurene oxidase. Gene Ontology annotation, molecular function: heme binding; monooxygenase activity; iron ion binding. The record is from RefSeq and is a predicted model, not a curated record. The transcript has 2 exons. The coding region runs from base 1 to 1773 and encodes 590 amino acids. NCBI's taxonomy places the organism in Eukaryota, Fungi, Ascomycota, Sordariomycetes, Glomerellales, Glomerellaceae.
AUGGAGGCCAUAACACCCCCCAAACAUCUCUUCAGCUCAUGGGCCGACGAUUCAUCACUCAUACGUAAAAUGGAUUUAUGGACAUCACUAUGUCUCGGCAUUAUCCUCAUCAGCGUCUUCACGAUAAUACCCCACAUUCGCAAGCCUUCUCGCAAACUCCCCUCCGUCAACCCGGGGCGACUAUUCGAUUUCUUCAACCAAGAACGGAAGAAGGGUUUCUUGAUAAAUGCUCGUCGUAUCAUGGAAGACGCCCGAAUUCAAUUCCCCGGCCAGCCUUACAGACUCAUGACGGACGUUGGUGAAACAGUUGUCAUUCCGCCGGAUCUAGUUCACGAUAUUCGCAAUGAGCCAGGGUUGAGCUUUUCAAAGGCAUUCGCAGACAACUUCCACCCUCAACUGAAUGGAUUCGAAGGGUUCGCGGUUGGCAACAGACCGGACGGACUUUUUCAGCUUGUCAUCAAAAAGCGCAUCACCAAAUUACUCAGUAGGUUUUCGCUCUCCAUCACGAAGUUGCCCUCUUCUUACCCCACACCCCACAUUGAGACCCCACGUUACAGCAACACACCAUCACGAUACUUACACGAUGAUGCAGAUCAAAUCACGGAGCCUCUUGCGUCGGAAACCAGAUUUGCUGUCGAUCACAUCUUCGGCAAGCCCACCGAUUGGCAAGAGUAUAACACCAAAGACACCAUUCUCGACCUCAUCUGCCGCCUUUCCUCCCGCGUUUUUCUCGGCGAUGAAGUAUGCCGCGACGAAGCCUGGCUCGCGAUAACAAAGUCCUACACCGUCAACGCCUUCCUCGGCGCCGAGAUCCUGCGUCCGUACCCAUACUGGCUGCGUUACGCCGCCAACUUGAUCCUCCCUGAGUGCAAAACUCUUAGGCGGCAGGUAUCUGAUUCUCGAGACAUCAUUGAGCCAGUGCUUCAAAAACGUAGAGAUGCGCGACAGCAGGCUAUCGAGAGGGGCGAGCCGGCACCGAAGUUUAAUGAUGGCAUUGAUUGGUUCGAAGAGGAGAGUCAGGGGCGGGAGUAUGAUGUUGUUGGCGCGCAGCUGGGUCUGUCGGUCGUUGCAAUUCAUACCACCACGGAUCUACUCGUGGAGACUAUGCUACGCAUUGCAGAGAACCCGGAGUUAUUUGAUGCCCUUAGGAAGGAAAUUGUUGAAGUUCUGACCGCUGAAGGCUGGAAGAAGACGGCUCUUUUCAAUAUGAAACUCAUGGACAGCGUCUUGAAAGAGUCACAACGACUGAAGCCAGUCACAUCUGGUAAGUCUCUCCUUUUAUUUCCUGUGACAACAGGAAAAUAUCCUCCAAGCACCCGUCGCUCACCACACCAACCAGCAAUCAUGGCCCGCAUGGCAACCCGCCAAGUGACCCUCCCCAACGGCCUCAAACUCCAAAAAGGAGAACGCUGCGUCGGCGACCUAGGCAAGAUGCACGAUCCCUCCAUCUACCCGAACCCCGAAGCCUUCAACGGCUAUCGCUUCCUCGAGAUGCGCGGCGACCCGAAGCUUGAUAGCCAAGCCCACCUCGUCAGCACAUCACCCUCGCACCUCGGUUUCGGCCAUGGCCAGCACGCGUGCCCGGGUCGCUUCUUCGCCGGCAAUGAGCUCAAGAUUGCGCUGGCGCAUUUGCUGAUGAAGUUUGACUGGAAGUUGACGCCUGGGUAUGAGCAUCAGUGGCAGGAGUGGGGGUUUGCGUGGAACUCGGAUAGUACGGCGAAGCUAUUGUUUAGGAGAAGGGAGGCGCCGGAGAUUGAUAUUGAUGCGAUAUGA